Molecule: messenger RNA, 1308 nt
Organism: Apiotrichum porosum
Lineage: Eukaryota; Fungi; Basidiomycota; Tremellomycetes; Trichosporonales; Trichosporonaceae
Exons: 4
Coding region: 1-1308 (435 amino acids)
Cellular component (GO): nucleus; cytoplasm
Source: RefSeq, a predicted model, not a curated record
AUGACAGCCGACCCAAAUGACACUGCACACUCUGCCUUCCGGCUAGCCGAGAAGCACUUCAAGAACCGCGCAACGCCCGAUUUCCCCGCGCUCAAGGACCUGCCUUUGUCGCUGUGCGCACCAGUGCUCGACUUGUCGCGUCCCGCUCACCAACCCCAACCACUAAAUGACGAGGUCUGGGACGCCGGAUGGUGGGGCGCCAGCUACGCGCCCGCCGUCCCACCGCCGAGGUUUCGGCGCAAGGGCAAAGAGCGUGCACGCGGCGAGCGGCCCGAGCAGGACCUCGCUGGUGUAGCCAUGCUGCAGCUCAAGGACGGGCGCGCCGGCUAUGUCGUCGCAGAGGGAUGUAUCCUCAUCCCAGGCUAUCUGGCCCCUCCCGCCCAGGAAGCACUCCUGCUCACCGCACUGGCCGAGUACACUCUCCCUCCCAACCCGCUCUCGCUCGACACACACUACCGCGUCCCUCCGGACCUCUUUGCGGCAUACCUCUCCGAGCCCGACACCCUCAUUGCACCGCGCCACUACGAAUUUGACGAGGCACAGCGUAUCCAGCUCGAGGCGGCCAGCAAGGCCACCAAGGGCCCUAGACCACUCAUCGAGACGGCGCCCGCAGCGACACUGGGCUACGACGAGGUCAAGCGCCGCAACGCGACGUGGACGGGCGACGCGGCAAGUCUCAAGCUGGGAUCCAAGAGCGUCGCCGCGCUCAUCAAGGAGCUGCGCUGGGCAAACUUGGGCUGGGUGUACCAGUGGUCUACGAAGAGUUAUGAUUUCUCGACCGAGACCCCCAUUCCCUUCCCCGUGCCAAUGAAGGACAUGUGCCGCGCCGUGGUCGCGAGCGUUCCUUGGGCAGAGGUGUUCACGGCCGACGAGGAAGAGCCAGACUGGCAGGCCUGGGAGAAGGAUUACGAGCCGGAUACCGGUAUUGUCAACUACUAUCAGCUAAAGGACACGCUCAUGGCGCACGUCGACCGGUCCGAACUCGACCCGUCCCGCCCGCUGAUCUCCGUCUCUCUUGGCCACGCCUGCAUAUUCCUCCUCGGCACGUCGUCCCGCGCAGACCCUCCGCGCCCAGUCCUGCUCCGCUCGGGCGACGUUCUCGUCAUGUCCGGUCGCGGCCGGCAGGCGUACCAUGGCGUCCCGCGUAUUCUGGAAGGCACCCUUCCGGCCCACUUUCAAGAGCGCGAGGGGGAUUCAGAGGCGAUGAAGGGCGCCAAGAGAUGGGUGCAAGCUGGCGCAAGGGUGAAUGUCAAUGCCCGGCAAGUGUUCCCGCCCGGGUUCAAGAUGCCUGCGGCAGAGGUCAACUAG